Cryphonectria parasitica EP155 is the source of this 2283-nucleotide messenger RNA. RefSeq names its product tannase. The coding region runs from base 353 to 2071 and encodes 572 amino acids. The record is from RefSeq and is a predicted model, not a curated record. Lineage: Eukaryota; Fungi; Ascomycota; Sordariomycetes; Diaporthales; Cryphonectriaceae. The transcript has 2 exons.
GUUGUUUAGUUUCUGAGCCUUUUCUAUACCUAUCCCUAUCCGUGGCGGGGCGGGGCGGCGUUCGUCCCACACGGGAUGAACGGAGACCCAGUCCAGCAAAGUAAUUAUCAGGUAUCGUCGUUGAAGAGUGAAGGGGAGAAGAGAGAGGGAAGAGAGAACAUGACCCAUGGUUAUUGUAUAAAGAUGGAGUUUCCCAACCCCAACCAGCGAGGUGCCUUGCUAUCGAGUUCGUACAAGCAUCGACGCAACGGUGUCCCAGUCAGUCUUUCUUUAUACUGGUGAUCUACUUAUGAUAUUUACACUCUUUUCACCCUUGUUCGGAUCUUGAUCACUCGCUAGCUUAUUACUCACCAUGUCUUCCCUCGCCAGUCUCUGCACGGUGUCCAACGUGCAGGCGGCUCUGCCCGCAAACGGGACCAUCCUGGGCGUGGACCUGCUCCCGUCGACCGUCACCGCCAACGCCGUCUACAAUGCCUCUACCAGUACCAGUGUGGGCUUCAGGAAGCGUGAUACCGGCGAUUCCUACUGCAAUGUCACCGUCUCGUACACCCACACCGGCCGUGGCGACAAUGUGGUGCUCUGGUAUACCCUGCCGUCCCCUGACGCCUUCGAGAACCGCUUCUACAUUGCCGGUGGCGGAGGUUACACCAUCAGCACCUCGGACCCCACUGGAGGUCUGACAUAUGGCGCCGUAUCUGGCAGCACCGAUGUUGGCUAUGGAGGCUUCGACAGCGUCAGCCUGGACGAGGUGGUCCUCUACGGCAACGGAACGCUGAAUUGGGAUAACAUCAUCAUGUUUUCCUACAAGGCGCUGGGCGAGACCGCGCUGGUCGGCAAGGAGCUCACCAAGGGCUUCUAUGGGCUGGAGGACUCGGCCAAGGUGUACACUUACUUUGAGGGAUGCUCCGACGGUGGUCGUGAGGCUAUGUCUCAGGCCCAGCGCUACGGUGAUGUCUACGAUGGUAUCGUCGCCGGUGCUCCUGCUUUCCACCACGCUCAACAACAAGUUAACCACCUCACCUCGGUCGUGACGGAGGUGGUCACUGACUACAUUGCCCCUCCCUGCGAGAUGGAGAAGAUUGCCAACGCCACCAUCGAGGCCUGCGAUCCUCUGGAUGGACGUACUGACGGCGUCGUCUCCCGUACCGACCUGUGCCGCCUGAACUUCGAUCUCACCACUAUCAUUGGCGAGUCGUACUACUGUGCCGCCGAGACUGCCUCGACCCUCGGCUAUGGCUUCAGCAAGCGCCAGGCCGGAGCGUCCACCUCCAGCUACCAGCCUGCCCAGAACGGAACCGUCUCUGCUGAGGGUGUCGCCCUGGCCCAGAGGCUCUACGAUGGCCUGCUGAACUCCAAGGGCGAGCAGGUGUUCUACGGCUGGCAGACCGCUUCUGCCUUUGACGAUGCCGCCCCUACCUGGGACAAUGACACCGAGACCUGGGAGGUCUCGUCCCCCUCGACUGGUGGUGUGUUUGUCACCAAGUUCGUCGAGGAGGUUGACAUUGACAACCUGGCCUCCGUCUCCAACGUGACCUACGACGACCUCUACAACUGGAUGUGGAUCGGCUACCAGCGCUUUUACGACAAUCUCCAGACCGGCUACGCCGACCUGACUCCUCUCCAGUCCAACGGCGGCAAGCUGCUCCACUUCCACGGCGAGUCGGACCCGUCCGUCCCUCCUCCUUCCUCAAUCCGCUACCACGAGGCCGUCCGCAGUGCCAUGUACCCAGACUCGAGCCCCGACAACGCCACCGACCUGGCCGAGUGGUACCAGUUCUACCUCAUCCCCGGCGCGGCCCACUGCGGCACCAACACCCUGCAGCCCGGUCCUUACCCCGAGGACAACAUGCAGACCAUGAUCGACUGGGUUGAGAGCGGCAUCCAGCCCAAGACCCUCAACGCCACCGUCGCCUCGGGUGCCUACGAGGGUGAGGUCCAGCAGCUGUGCCAGUGGCCUACCCGCCCCCUGUGGGCUUCCAACGACUCGUCCACCUUCACCUGCUCCUACGACGAGGCCUCAUAUGAGUCCUGGACCUGGGACCUCAACGCCUGGAAGAUUCCUAUCUACUAAGCGUCUUCUUUUUCGUUUUGCUCUUCCUCAUGAACCGCAGCCAACAAGUACACAGGUGACGGUGCUAAGGAACUUAGGUUGUUGAGAUCUAAAUGGGUGGAGGAGGCGAACAACCAAGGGCUGGAUUGCCCGUUUUCUCCUGUAUAUGCACAUAGCUUCUCGAGUCUAUACCGCUCAUGUAAAAAUGAAACAAAAGGGAUGCCUUCUUGCAC